AUGCAGGCCCCAAGCCCCAAACAACUAUAUAAAUCCUUUCUUAUAAACCUCCCUCGUUUGCGAAUUUUACAAAGUUUGGGUGAUUGGUACUACUUUUUAGGAAUUCGAGGGUGGUGGAUACACAAUAACAUCUUUGAUACACAUGGUUCAUCUGAGGAUUUGCUACAUUCAAAUGCAAACAGUUCCAAGGGGCUAGUUAUUGAAGAGAUAGAUUCUGAUGAUGAAGGAGAAGGAGAAGAAGGGCAAAACGGUAAUUCUGGGGUUGUUACGGAUGACAAACCCCACAGAGUUGCCACAUCUAGCAAAGAUCCCCUUAUAGAACAUCCUGAUGAUGAAGUUACAUAUGGUGGUAUAAAUGGAGCAUACUACACUGCAACAACAACCAGAAAAUCAAACAAUGAUGGAGUGGUACUUGAAGACACCAAAGAAGCUGAUAAAACAACAGGUCAAGCAACACAUAGAAUUUCUAAAGGAAUACAUGACAAGGGUCACUCUGUCACUAGGAAACUUGGUACAGAUGGGGAAGUGCAGACCUUACAUAACCUUAACCAAGAUGAGUUGGCUAGUUUUGAAGAAGAAUGGGAAGGUAAUGCUGACAUGCACAUCCCUGAUUGGAACGAAGAAUUCAACUCUUUUGGGAAGCCAAGGUUUGGUAGCAUGGGACCAUUUGGGUUGGCGCUUGAGGCAGCGGGUGGCUCCCAGAGAAGUGGGAGGUUGAGGAGUGAAAAUCAAGAGCAGACAAGUUCUUCUAGAAGCCAACCUAAAAAGGUUGUUAGAAUCAACAUAGAUUGAGUUGAACUCAUUAUAGUUUGGCCAAUAUGGGUUAUAGUUAUACAUGUAUUUUUUGGUAAAUGUUGUUAUACUUCAUUGAAUACGUCGUAUGAUUUGAGUUUGUGUGUUGUGGCAAUAGUGGUCGAAAAUAAAGGUAUUGUAUUUGGUCUCUGUUACUAAGAAAAUCUCUAUUUUUUUUUGUUAGUUUUUUGAACUUGUUCCAUUGGUGGAUGUUAUGUAGAAAGAAACUAGGGGUGUUAUCUAUGCUGGAAGGAGAGCAAACAGUGGAAGAAAAAGCAAGGAACUCUAUACUCUGUGUAUUAUUGAAUUGGUAAUCGAAGAUUUGUUAGGGAAAGAGAAACAUUGUAGUUAUGUGACUCAUACAUAUCCCAAGUAAAGAGAAUUUGAUUAAUUUCAUGAUGAGAUUUACAAUCAUAUAAUAUAAGAUAUUUGAAAGAUUGUAGAACAUUUAUUAUCAAAUUUAAUAGAAUGAUCUACUUUACAUAUAUAAAUCUCACUAAAAUAUGGAUUUUAAAUUUAAAAAAAAAAAAAAAUGAAAAA
Messenger RNA from Lactuca sativa (garden lettuce), 1332 nucleotides. RefSeq lists its product as uncharacterized. The record is from RefSeq and is a predicted model, not a curated record. NCBI's taxonomy places the organism in Eukaryota, Viridiplantae, Streptophyta, Magnoliopsida, Asterales, Asteraceae.